GGCAUUUUGACUACCUACCUACGGUUAUUUAUUUACUGUUGUUAAUAAUUAUAUUGCAUAUUUGCUGUAAUCAUUCAAUACAAACCUGAUUAAUAUGUAAAACUUUAGCCAUGAGUGGACUUAUUGAAUAUAAAUCUUUUUUCCCCUUUGACAGUAUUCAAAAGGUGUGUGAAUUAUUCGAAGAGCAACUGCGUAGCGAAAAAGAACCUGAUUUGGCUUUGUUUUCAAUCAUAGUAGGAGCUGUUGAAAACAACUUAACUAAUAUAAAAGCUAAUGAUAAAGAUGUAACACUCGCCAAUAACAAGUUUGUUAAAAUGAAAUUCCCUUCGGUGUCCUGGGAAGAAGUAAAAUCUCUAUAUGAUCGCUUCAUUUCGUUGAUGAAAAGUGGGGUUGAUGCUAAACUACUAAGCGGUGAAUUUUCAAGUCGAGAACUUGUGAAAAGAGUUGCUGAUGUUGUAUGGAAUUCUCUUACCCGCAGUUACUAUAAAGAUAGAGCGCACCUUCAGUCUAUAUACAGUUUUUUAACAGGAAACAAGUUGGAUUGCUUUGGUGUUGCAUUUGCAGUUACUGCGGCCUGUCAGGUGCUAGGUAAAAAUGAUGUUCACCUGGCUCUAUCAGAAGACCAUGCCUGGGUGGUAUUUGGAAAAGAUGGAAAAGAAACUGCGGAGGUAACUUGGCAUGGCAAAGGUAAUGAAGACAAAAGGGGAAGAUCUGUGGGAGAUGGAGUGUUAGCCCAUUCAUGGCUCUAUGUAGCUGGCAAACCUGUUGUUUGCACUCGUGUCAUGGAAUUAGCAGCACUAGUGUCAUCAAUUAAUCCAACAUUAACACCAACAAUUGAUGUCCAUGAAGUUGCAUUAAUGCAGCACAAGCUUCUUUGGUUGUUGUAUGAGAAAGGUCAUUUACAUACCUAUCCAAUGGCCUUGGGUAAUCUUGGUGAUUUGGAGGAAUAUAUGAAAUUGUCAAAUUGCUCAGAAGAAAUGAAAAAUUCAGCAACAAAAGAAGAGAGUACAAAUACAAAAAGUAAUACUCCAAGACCAGAUUCAGCUGCAUUGUAUUUACAAGCCAUAAGGUCAUCCCGGCAUCACUAUGAUGACAGACAUGUGUAUCCAUAUACAUUUCAAGGGGGCUACUAUCACCGUCAUAAGAUGUAUAAAGAAGCAUUUCAUGCUUGGGCAUGUGCUGGAGAUGUUAUUCGACAUUAUAAUUAUUCAAGAGAUGAUGAAGAAAUUUACAAAGAAUUUUCUGAAAUAGCAAAUGAACUCAUUCCUCAACUAAUGAAGGCUGAAAGUUCAGGACAUUCCGCAAGAUCCAUCUUGAAGGAUCCAGAAUGUUUUGCAUCUUUAUUGAGGUUUUAUGAUGGUAUUUGUAAAUGGGAAGAAGGAAGUCAGACUCCUAUUUUACAUAUUGGCUGGGCUAAGCCUCUGGUUAGUACAAUUUCAAAAUUUGAUGCAGAGGUAAGAGCUCAAGUAAAUAUUGUUUGCAAUACAGAAAAUAAUCAUAUUGGUGAUGAUAUAAAGAAAACUGAAGAAGGGGAAAAUAAAGAUUCCACAGCCAGUAAUGAUAGCUGGAAUAAUGCUUCUGAGAACAUUGAAAUGACUGUUAGAGAGCAACUAACAGCGGCGGUGAAUAGUCGGCCACGCGUGACUUUAUAUAGCCAUAAAAUGGCAGCGCUUAAACCUUUGUUAUUAGCAGAGAGAUUAAAUACGCACGCACUGCAGCUGCAACUAACAGCUCAAAGUCAGUUACAGAGGCCUCAAACACAAAGGCGAGAUGAUGAAGAAAAUUCGGGAUCUGUAUCGCGUGCAAAGCGAGCUCGCCGUGAACGCUGAUUGAUCUGCGGAUUCUAAUUGUGAUUGAAUAGGAUAUGCAACUGUUUUACGCUUACUGACGAUUAUUUUGUUAUAAUUCUUUAUUGAUUAAUAUAAUGCAUGUUUCUUUUAAAGCUUAGUGGGAUGUAACCUUUAGGAAUAUUUUGUGAUGACACUUAUUGUGUCUUAUUGCCAUAGAAUAGGCCUUAGGGUAAAACUAUCACAAUGGUGAAGCUUUAUUUUUUCUUUAUUAAGGCAUUUAUGCCAGCUAUACGCUGACAAAUAUACUCUAUGAAAGAGUAAGUUGGACUUAUGAUAAUGUACAAAGUACAAACAGUAUUUUACUAUUUACAUUGUUAUGAAGUUAUUAUCUCGUGAGUUUUCCAUUAAAUGUUAUUUUAAUAAGAUUUUAAAAUUACAAUUAUAUAAAGAGUUUAACUCUGUAUUCUUGAUGUUAAUUAUUUUUUUGAUCUGUCUUGCAAUACAUAUUGGUAUUUUGUAAAAUUAACUCUACUUAGUAGAUGUUUAGUAGUUUAAUGUGGGGCUAAAUAUUAGAAAUCUUAUUUUUGUCAGUUAUUUUGAAGAAAAAAGUAAGUACAUAUAGUUAUAGUGAAUACUUACAUUUUUUCACUCAUUGGCAUAUUUUAUUCUAUAAAAAUAAACUAAACAUAAGAAAUCAUUCAUAAUAUUGUUAAGAUUUAUUCUAUAUAAUAUUCAAUUUAAGUUUACAAGUUAACAAAUCAAACAAUAUGCCAUUGCCUCUCAAUAUCUUGUAAUUAUCUAGUCUAUAUCAGUACUAACUGCAAAAGAUCAUACAUUUAGACAUUAUAAUAAUUAAUUUUAAUAAUAAAAAAAGAUUCAAUGAAACUACAACAUUCAAAUUGAUUUUAUUUCUGACUGACAUGUCAGUAAUAAAAUAAUCUUUUGCAGUUUAAAAUAGUUAAUCUUAAAUGGCUGGUUUACACGCAUUAAGUUGAUAAGUAGGUAACUAAAUUUUAACUUAAUAUUAUGUGACUUAUAUUUAAGUAGCUGUCCAAACGUUAGUAGUCAAGUUCAUUAGGUAACUCAGGAUGGACGAUCAACAACGCAAAGAAGUCGUAAAUUCUAUCCUUAAAUUUAUUAUUAGUGAGAUUUAAGAAGCGGUUAAAGAAGGAAAAUAUUAAUAUAAAUGAAAUAAAGAGAGAAAUAAUCACACCCAAAAGAUUGUGGGUGAGAAAUUGGCUAAAUAGAAGAUAUCAGUACCAUGCACAUUCCACAAGCAUUCUCUUUAUAAUAUAUUCUUCCACAAAUUUACAAAAAGAAAAACGAUAAACAAUUUUUGUGCAGUUUUAACUAAAUUGUAGCUGUCCAAUCGUGUCAAGUAAUAAGGCUGGUUGCAGAGCUUGACCGACCGUCAGUGCGUACCGUCGGUCCUGACGAUACGCAUCAACAAUUGUAUGACUAUGACACUAAUGCGCAUGACAAUACGCGUGCGUAUGGUCGGUCUAGCUAUGAACGGUUUUAUGAAUUUCCAUACAUAUGACAAGCGCGACUGACGUACGCACUGAUGGUCGGUCAACCUCUGCAACCAGCCUUAGCCUGAAGCCACACCCACCAACAUAACAGAAAAAUAGAAAAAUUCUAAUUAUCGAGUUCAGUUGUGAACUAAAUUUUAACUUGCAACUUGCUACUAAAUUGUGUGUUUACACGCAAUUAAUCACUUAAAAUUUAGUUAUCUUAUCAACUUAAUACGUGUUAACCAGCCAUUACCAGAGUACAUACCUUAAAAUAAAUAAGCAUUUAAUCUUUUCUAUGUCUCAAAAAAAUUACAAUUGAAGUCCAGAAAAUAUUUGUAAACAUGACGUAUGUAAUAGAUAAUUAUUAAUAGCUUGAAAGACAUUUCCCUUUACCUCAUACUUUACAUAAUAUCAUGUAGUUAUGGAUAGUGUAAUUCCCACCGUUAAAACAACAUAAAAUAUAAACUAUUUUUUUUA
Molecule: messenger RNA, 3781 nt
Organism: Colias croceus (clouded yellow)
Lineage: Eukaryota; Metazoa; Arthropoda; Insecta; Lepidoptera; Pieridae
Gene: Mnn1
Product: menin
Exons: 5
Coding region: 111-1829 (572 amino acids)
Biological process (GO): regulation of transcription by RNA polymerase II; negative regulation of cell population proliferation; negative regulation of cell cycle
Cellular component (GO): nucleus; chromatin; histone methyltransferase complex
Molecular function (GO): Y-form DNA binding; transcription cis-regulatory region binding; chromatin binding
Source: RefSeq, a predicted model, not a curated record